GUGUCUCAGUGCUGACGUCGACCGACCGACGGACCGACGGCGCUCUGGCUGGCUGGCAGUCGGCCGCUAUGCAGUCACAGUGACCACUAACUCGUAGAGUGCUGCCAAGCUCCGAGGACACCGGCCGAGCAUCCGUGUGCAAUGCUGUGAUCUCGAUGUGAAUCUCUAGCCAUCCUCACGCUUUUCUGGCUUCGUCAGGGAUCGUUCUGGAUCCUCGCGGAGAAAAUGCUGGGUCUCCGUGUUCUCCGACUACACACUUGUCGGGUGAUAAUACUUACCUCUCUUGUUUGGUUUCUAAUUGCCACCGUGUUCUUCAUGUACCGUAGUGAAUGUCGGGGUUCGGAGUGUCUUGAAAAACUGCCCAAGUUCGCGGCUGUGCAGCGGAAGCUACACGAACCAUCGGACCGUUUCGUCAAAUGGACUCCGGUUCGUGUUGUGAAGAACCCGACGUUCUGGCCCGGCGAGAACGGUGAAGGUGUCGAAAUUCCCGAGAAAGAAACUGCCCUGAAAAACGAAAAGUUCAAAAUCAAUCAGUUCAACCUGCUUGCGUCCGAACGCAUUGCACUCAACAGGUCUCUACCUGACGUCCGGCUAGCUGAAUGCCGGAAAAAAACCUAUCCGGAUCGUCUACCGACAACAUCAAUUGUCAUCGUGUUUCACAAUGAAGCCUGGACUACCCUACUCCGGACUGUGCAUUCAAUAAUACAAAUGUCUCCGCGCGAACUCAUCGCCGAAAUCAUUCUCGUCGACGACGCUUCCGAGUUCGACCAUCUGGGCCAAAAACUUGAGGACUACGUGGCUAAGCUGCCGGUACCCGUGCACGUUUUGAGAACAGGAAAACGUUCGGGCUUAAUUCGAGCUCGUCUAAUCGGUGCCGAAACCGUCACCGGUCAAGUGAUUACGUUCCUCGAUGCUCACUGCGAAUGCACCGAAGGAUGGCUCGAGCCGCUUCUGGCGCGAAUCGCCGAAGACAAUACUCGAGUCGUGUGUCCGGUCAUCGACGUAAUUUCCGACGAGAACUUCGCGUACGUGCCGGCCUCCGACCAGACGUGGGGCGGCUUCAAUUGGAAAUUGAACUUCCGUUGGUACCGAGUGCCCCAACGUGAGAACGACCGUCGCGGGGGAGACCGGACGUUGCCGGUGAGAACUCCCACCAUGGCGGGUGGGCUUUUUGCCAUGGACAAAGCCUACUUCGAGAAGUUGGGAAAGUACGACGAAGGAAUGGACAUUUGGGGUGGUGAGAACCUCGAGAUGUCGUUCCGGAUCUGGAUGUGCGGGGGCACUCUCGAGAUAGUUACCUGUUCACACGUGGGGCACGUUUUUAGAAAGAGCACACCGUACACGUUCCCUGGAGGAACCGGGAAAAUCGUCAAUCAUAAUAACGCUCGACUUGCCGAUGUGUGGCUGGACGAGUGGAAAGAUUUUUAUUUUGCUAUAAAUCCGGUGGCGAAAAAAGUUGACCGUGGAGACACUUCGGGUCGCCACAAGCUGAGACAAGAUCUUCAGUGCAAGAGUUUCCGCUGGUAUCUCGAGAAUAUAUAUCCUGAAUCUCACAUGCCGCUCGACUACUAUCAUCUGGGCGAGAUCAAAAACGCGGACGGCAAUUUAUGCCUCGACACCUACGGCAAGAAGAGCGGGGACGUUCUCUACAUGGGCAAAUGUCACGGACUCGGAGGCAACCAGGUGUUUGCAUAUACGAAACGACAGCAGAUCAUGGCAGACGAUUCUUGUCUCGACGCGUCAUCGCCGUCAGGCCCCGUGAAACUGUUCAGGUGCCACAACAUGGGCGGAAAUCAGAUGUGGACCUACGACGGAAACACGAAACAGAUCAGACACAUCAAUACGAAUAGGUGCUUAGACAAGCCAAACGCGAAUAGAUCUAACGUAGCUACACUAAAAGAAUGCAACUCAGGCAAAGAGAGUCAGAAGUGGGAGAUGGCAGCGAAAUUCAAAUGGCAGGUUUCUGAUCAUCGGUGACCACCGCCGCAAUAGUUCCCCUCAGGGAUCAAAAACCUAUCGCAAGAGUCGAUGACCAAAUGUUGUUUGUGUUUAUAUUUUAUUUAUGAAUAAAUAGAUGGAAAAUAGUG
Galendromus occidentalis (western predatory mite) is the source of this 2087-nucleotide messenger RNA. RefSeq names its product polypeptide N-acetylgalactosaminyltransferase 5 (gene Pgant5). The transcript has a single exon. Bases 226 to 1977 code for a protein of 583 amino acids. Gene Ontology annotation, biological process: protein O-linked glycosylation. Gene Ontology annotation, molecular function: polypeptide N-acetylgalactosaminyltransferase activity. The record is from RefSeq and is a predicted model, not a curated record. Gene Ontology annotation, cellular component: Golgi apparatus. NCBI's taxonomy places the organism in Eukaryota, Metazoa, Arthropoda, Arachnida, Mesostigmata, Phytoseiidae.